UCAUCCCCCCAUAUGAUGAUUCCUUCCUACUCAUUUUAUUUGUUGCUUCAAGCUUUUCCCCUUCUCUCCCCUUCCCUUUCCCCUUAUCCCCUCUCUCUCUUUUUCUCUCUGUAGACAGAGAAAACAAACUCCCCCUUGCCAGCUCCCGUCUGAAAGGAACCUCUCUACCCUUCACUCAGACAAACCCAUAGAUAGAGAAAGAGAGAGAGAGAGAGAGAGAGAGAGAGAGAGAGACCCACUAGGCCACUGAGUUUACUGAAUUGAGGGUCAGCUACAGAUAUUGUACUGAGAGAGAGAGAGAUAGCAAAGACGGGAAAAAAAGAUACUCUUUCUCUUCCAUAAACAAAUAUAAUAUAUCAGCUCCAAUUCCAAACAUGGAUGAAGAUAAUGGCAUCCGCAGGCCCAACUUCCCCUUACAGCUCCUUGAGAGAAGAGACUCCCUCGACCUCCACCACCCCCGCCACCACUCCCUCUCGUCCUCCUCCUCCUCCAUCCCGGUCGCUAUCCCUGUCGGCGGCGGCGGCGGCACUGGAGGAAGCGGAGAGCCCAGCACGAGCCGCCCAAGCUCCACCCCUGGUGGAGUACUCCAGCUCUCCGACCCUGUAGCCAAGAAGCCCGCCCCCAAGCGGGCAUCGACCAAGGACCGCCACACCAAGGUGGAUGGCCGUGGCCGUCGGAUCCGGAUGCCUGCCCAGUGUGCAGCCAGGGUUUUCCAGCUCACCCGGGAGCUCGGCCACAAGACUGAUGGCGAGACCAUUGAGUGGCUCCUCCAGCAGGCUGAGCCUGCCGUGAUCGCUGCAACCGGCACCGGCACCAUCCCUGCCAACUUCACCUCCCUCAACAUCUCGCUCCGCAGCGCGGGGUCCAGCAUGUCGGCCCCCUCCCACUUCAUGAGGAGUGGGAGUUACUUAAACCCUAGUUUCCCCGGCGCUGCCUCCCAACAGCUCAGGAACUUCAGCCUCGAUGACAGGAUCGCAUAUCCUAGUGCUGGCGGUGAGGGUUCGUAUAAUAUGAAUGCGAUGCUACAGGCUAAACUGGAGCCCCAGCAGAACAGCACUCAUCAUCACCAGAUGGGGAAUUAUCUCUUGCAGUCGAGCACGGGCCAGACUUCGAGCCUGAGCACGAGCCAUGCUACCGUCGUCCCUUCCACGACGCUUUGGAUGCUCGCGAACCAGAGCAGUAACCAGGUCAUAAGCGGGGAGCCCUUGUGGCCGCUUACUCCUAGUGGAAGUGGUAACAGUAACAACAGCGCUGCUACAAUGUACAGAGGGUCCAUGUCUAGCGGGCUCCACUUCAUGAACUUCCACACCCCAAUGGCUCUACUGUCCAGCCAACCGAUGGCCAGCGGCAGUGGUGGAACGGUGACGGACAGCCACCUGGGCAUGCUCGCGGCUCUGAAUGCGUUCAGGCCGGUCCCCGUUAGUGGUGGCGGGUUGGAGUCCCCAGCCAGUGCGACAAACCCACAUCAUGGAGCUCAUGACGACGACGAUGAAGAAGAAGGUCGGGAUACAAGGAGCCGCCAUCGCUCCUGAGUUUUCAAUCAAAGGAUGUUUAUGGCUUCAUCGGUUCGAUGCUUCUACUUUUCUCACAUUUCCGUCCUUAAUUCUUCUCUUAAUAUAUGCAUAAAAGAUUAAAUAUCCGAAGUUUUGUCAAUUGGAUUUAUUAGAGAUAGGGGAAGUUUGAUUUGUCAUUGGGGUCAUUGAUAUAUAUGAUGUGAUCCCUCUGGUGUGUGAUACACUACUGGUAGUUAAUUAGCUGGCUAGUGUUAUGGAAUUUUAGCUAGGGUUUUCAGGUGCGAGAGGAAGUGUUAAUAUAUGAGUGUUUUUGACUUAAUUAAGGUUCUAAAUUCUAAUGGCAGUGUGUUUGGCCCUUAAAUCUUGUUGUUGUGAUGGAAUUUUCCAAUAGGAAAACCAAAGGAAAUUAUAUUAAUUAAGCAUAUUUAAAAUUUACACAUAUCUUUGGAUUGAAGGAA
Molecule: messenger RNA, 1972 nt
Organism: Punica granatum (pomegranate)
Lineage: Eukaryota; Viridiplantae; Streptophyta; Magnoliopsida; Myrtales; Lythraceae
Source: RefSeq, a predicted model, not a curated record